Molecule: messenger RNA, 273 nt
Organism: Cooperia oncophora
Lineage: Eukaryota; Metazoa; Nematoda; Chromadorea; Rhabditida; Trichostrongylidae
Source: the annotation of a GenBank genome assembly
AUGCCAUACAAGAUCCAGGGAUCGCUGUUGAUGACGGUUCAACGUUUAGACAGUGAACUGACGAAAAUUCUUCAGAACGCAGAUUGUCACUCGAACGAUUAUAUUGAAAAACUGAAGGGUGAAAAGGACAUGUGCACAUUAAUCGAGCGAACUGAGAAGUACGUACAGGAGCGUAUUCAUGAAGAUAUCUUCGACGUGGACGAAGUUUGUAAGGUGUAUAUGACUCGAAUCGAGCAUCUUUAUUACAAGUUAAGCACUCAACUUGUCAACUAG